AUCAUUACCCACCCUAGCGGUUCCAUCUGGUGGCCAAAGUGACAAAUUCACACCACAUCCGGGACUCUGGGCAUCCGGGACACUGGACUAUAAAUACAGCCGGACACUCCCCCAGCCUUCACUUCGGCGACAGAACAGCUCCUUAAACAUCAACUGCAAGAUGAAAAACGCUGUAUAUUAUAUCCUGCUGGUGGGCGUGGCAUCAGCCCAGAUUCUCGUCUCUCCCGAGUCUCGCCAGUGCAGAGAUCUGGCUGCCAUGGACGAGGCCAUUCCAAGCGGCAACCUGAUGGAGUACACUGAGGGGGAAGUGAUGGAGGUGAAGGCCCAGAUCCCGAAGACAGCGAGCGGCGUCUUCGAGUUCUACCUUUGUCCCGAAACUGACGAAGGAGACGAAGAGUGUCUCGUGAAGAUGCCCCUAAAUAUCGCAGGAGGAAUGGGUAAGAAAUUCGACUUGGCCAAGAUUCCCGCAUCGGAUGAAUAUACUAUCCCUUUGGAAAUUCCUACGGAUGUGACUUGUGAGAGAUGCACGCUGUUGUGGAUGCUGAUUCAGAACUUCUGCCCUGAGAGUGUUUCUGAGCCCUGUGUGUCCACGUCAGCAACUAUGUGUGCUGACAUCACUAUUGUAGAGAAAAAGAAGCAGCAAAAGCGUGAUUUUGGCAAUUUUUUCAAAGGAGUUUUCGAACACGCGAUCAACGGAGCCGCCAAGGGAAUCGCCGGAUGUGGGAAGUAAAAGAGAAAAAUGAAAAAAAAAAAAAA
This is a messenger RNA of Penaeus chinensis, 756 nucleotides long. RefSeq lists its product as uncharacterized. The coding region runs from base 161 to 730 and encodes 189 amino acids. The record is from RefSeq and is a predicted model, not a curated record. The transcript is spliced from 7 exons. Lineage: Eukaryota; Metazoa; Arthropoda; Malacostraca; Decapoda; Penaeidae.